GCGACGGAGCAGGAUCGAACGAGUCGAAGUCAGCAUUGGGCGAGGAAAAAACAUUGCACAGCGCCAUUUUCCGCACCUUAAAAGACCUGAAAAGACGUAAUUUUACCCAUUCGGGCAACAAAGCAAACAUCUUGGGCGAACGGAUUUCAACAAAAACACCCGGCAUAUUCAGUGAUUGGAGUUCGUUUUCCAGUAUGGCCACGUCAUUUACCAGUUUUUCCUUCGAGCGGCUAUCGCAGCAGAUGGGUGCAAAAUUGGAUCCUCGAAUGCGCCAGCACCUGUCGAAGGUUUACGGGUGCUUGGCCGCAACCUGCGCUGCGGCGACAGUCGGAUCGUUCAUUCACCUAUCCGGCAUCUGGCAGGCGGGCAUCCUGAGCGGCCUCAUCUCUCUGGGGCUCGUACUCGGACUCAUCUUCACACCGGACAAUGGCAAGAACCUGACGCAACGGUUCGGCAUGCUAAUGGGUGUCGGAGUCUUUACCGGCCACUCGCUGGGACUAUUGCUGCAGCACGUUAUCUAUCUUAAUCCGGCCAUUGUCGUUACGGCACUCAUCGGAACGGCCACAAUCUUUUCCUGCUUGACGGCGGCCGCCUUCUUCGCUAAGCGCGGCAGCUACCUUUUCCUUGGCGGAAUGCUGAUGAGCGCCCUUAGCACGAUGGCCCUGAUGAGCCUAGGAAACCUGUUCUUCCGUUCCUACUUCGUGCAAGACAUUACCCUUUACCUCGGACUCUUCGUUAUGUCCGGAUUCGUGCUGUUCGACACGCAGAUGAUUAUGGAGAAGCAUCGCAUGGGAAGCAACGACUUUAUCGGCCACUCGCUGGACCUGUUCUACGACGUGAUCAACAUUUUCCGCCGUUUGCUGAUCAUCUUGGCUCAGAAAGAGGAAAACAAUGAUCGCAGAAAGCGAAGAAACUAAACAUCGUUCGGCACCGGUUGAUCUACUUUCUUUCCAAACAUACAAUACCAGUUGAGUUAGUAGAAUCGAUAAAUGUUUACUUUCAGUUCGCAAAUCUAUGCCAAAUUUCCUGAUUGAUAACUGUUUAUUACGUUACUUUCAUCACGACUGAAUAAUACAAGAACGCGCUAGA
Anopheles bellator is the source of this 1089-nucleotide messenger RNA. It is a transcript of the gene BI-1, whose product is annotated as bax inhibitor 1. NCBI's taxonomy places the organism in Eukaryota, Metazoa, Arthropoda, Insecta, Diptera, Culicidae. The transcript is spliced from 4 exons. Bases 195 to 917 code for a protein of 240 amino acids. Gene Ontology annotation, biological process: negative regulation of RNA splicing; negative regulation of apoptotic signaling pathway; negative regulation of endoribonuclease activity. Gene Ontology annotation, molecular function: enzyme binding. Gene Ontology annotation, cellular component: mitochondrial membrane. The record is from RefSeq and is a predicted model, not a curated record.